CACUUCCUGUAUAGCUAAAUGGAAACAGCCGUAGAUACGGUCUCCUUACUGUGCUGAUGAGAUUAUGCUGAGCUAGUAUGUAGGUUACUGUUACAUAUUUGAAACAUGCUAGCUUGUUUCAUCAUGUUAGAAAAGGGAAGCGACAGGCUAUCUUUGUAGUCUUAUUCUCUAGUUAGAAGAUUAUUAUGGAAAUGAAAACUGCAAUAUUUCUUUGAGGAUAUGGUUCAUGGGCUGAUAUUGUAUUUUUUUCUGGAGGAAAUAGAUGAACAGAGGAACCAAACAAGGUCAAAAGGUUUUCCACGAUUACCCGGGAUUCAAUGGAGCUUAAUCACAAAGUUUUGAUUGUAAUCUAAAUUUGUCAUGAAAAAUUACACAUUUCUUGAUUUUGUUUUCUGUCCAGGAACAUUUCUUCUGUGCAUCCAACAUAUCCAGUUUCUAAGGUUCAGUCAUCAUGACUAAGCCAUUCCAUGUCUUAUCCACUAUGACAAUGUUGUCACUGCAGUGCAGAGUGAGGGACAGCAUUAUUUACCCAUGUGAUUGUGAGCAGUGCACGCCCUUCGUCAUGGAAACCUUUCGCUCUCCAACUCAAUCCGCGAUCAAUGAAAUUAUGCACGGCGUGUGUUAUGGAUAUGGUUUGAGCUCUCAAUUCUCACUCCUUUUACAAAUAGAGGUAAAGUAGUCUGUCUGCCUAUUGUGACCCAACCUGGAUGACGCAUUUGGAGUUUGGCUUUUAACUUUGAAUAAUGACAUUAAAGCAGCAAUACUGCAAGUGUGUUCAUGUGGAGAACCAGGAGCAGUACAUACAGUUUCUGGAGAAGUUUGGGGACAACUGCGUGGUCAGGGAUGACGCAGAGGUGGGCUCCACCUUCCUCAAGUUCGCAGGCUUUACCAAGGAGCUCACGUCUCUCUUUAAGAACCUGUUACAAAACAUGACCAACAUCAUCAACUUCCCCCUGGACAGUUUGUUGAAGGGAGACCUGAAAGGCGUUAAAGGGGAUCUGAAGAAGCCUUUCGACAAAGCCUGGAAAGAUUACGAGACUAAAUUAACUAAGAUAGAGAAGGAGAAGAAGGAGCACGCCAAGCAGCAUGGGAUGAUCCGCACCGAGUUCAGCGGUGGAGAGAUAGCGGAGGAGAUGGAGAAGGAGCGACGCAUCUUCCAGCUGCAGAUGUGUGAGUAUCUGCUCAAGGUGAACGAGAUCAAAGUGAAGAAGGGGGCCGAUUUCCUACAGACCCUUAUCAAGUAUUUCCACGCCCAGUGCAAUUUCUUCCAGGACGGACUGAAGGCUGUGGAGUCCAUGAAACCGGCUGUAGAGAAGCUAGUUACCGACCUGAGCACAAUCAAGCAGAGUCAAGAUGGAGAGCGAAAGCAGCUGGCCCAGCUCCGAGACGUCCUGAAGAACUCGCUUCAGUCCGACCAGAAGGAGGAGGGCCAGGGUAAACAGAAUGCAGGGUAUAGUCUUCACCAGCUGCAGGGCAACAAGGCCUAUGGGACAGAGCACUCAGGUUUUCUGUACAAGAAGAGUGAGGGACUGAGGAAGGUGUGGCAGAAGAGGAAAUGUUCAGUGAAUAAUGGUUAUCUCACCAUUAGCCAUGGAACGCCAAUCUGCGAAUCAGGAAAGAGGAAGAGAAAGAGCAGGAGAAGAAGGAGCAUGAGGAAAAAGAUGGCUGAGAAAUGGCCUAACGCCACCCCGGCCAAACUCAACCUCCUCACCUGCCAGGUCAAGAGAAACCCAGAGGAGAAGAAGAGCUUCGACCUGUUCUCACAUGACAGGACCUACCACUUCCAGACGGAGGAAGAGGCUGAUUGUCAGAUAUGGAUCUCGGUGCUGCAGAACAGCAAGGAGGAGGCCCUGAACAAGGCCUUCAAGGGGGUCCAGGACGAGGGCGGCGAGAACAACAUCGUGCAGGCGCUGACCAAGGCCAUCGUGGUGGAGGUGAAGAGGAUGAGCGGGAACGACUGCUGCUGCGACUGCGGAGCGCCCAGCCCCACCUGGCUCUCCACCAACCUGGGAGUCCUGAUCUGCAUCGAGUGCUCGGGGAUCCACCGGGAGAUGGGGGUCCACUACUCCAGGAUCCAGUCCCUGGACCUGGACCUCCUGGGAACCUCAGAGCUCUUGCUGGCGAAGAAUGUGGGCAACGCAAACUUCAACGACAUCAUGGAGACGGAGCUGUCAGCGCUGGACGUGACCAAGCCCAACCCCUCCAGCGACAUGCAGACCAGGAAGGACUACAUCACGGCCAAGUACACCGAGCACCGCUUCGUCCACAGGAGGUCUGCGGACGCGGCGGGCCGGCUGCAGGCGCUGUCGGAGGCUGUGCGGACCCAGAACAUCCUGUCCCUCCUGGAGGUCUACGCCGAGGGCGUGGAGCUCAGCGACAUCAUCCCACAAGCCAACGAACACGAGCCGGAAGAGACGGCCCUCCACCUCGCGGUCCGGAUGGUGGACAGGAACUCGCUCCACAUCGUAGACUUCCUGGCACAGAACUGUUCUAACCUGGAUAAGCAGACGACCAAAGGGAGUACAGCUCUCCAUUACUGCUGUCUGACUGACAACAGUGAAUGUCUCAAGCUGCUGCUGAGAGGGAAAGCUUCGGCCAGCAUCACCAAUGAGGCGGGGGAGACGGCGCUGGACAUCGCCCAGCGGUUGGGCCACAGUGGGUGUGAGGAGCUGCUGUCUCAGGCCCAGACGGGGAAGUUCAAUGUCCACGUGCAUGUGGAGUAUGAAUGGCGGCUCCAGAAUCAGGACCUAGAUGAGAGCGACGACGAGAUGGAGGACAAGCCCAUCCCCCAGAAGAGGGAGGAGCGCCCGGUCAGCUGCUUCCUCCCCGGCCUCCACUCCUCCCCCUCCUCCUUCCCCCUGAAGCCCGCCCUGGGCAUCCUGGCCCGGGACGUGGCCCUGAUGGCGCGGGACAAGCAGCGCGCCAACGUGGCCAGCAUGAUGAUCUCCAACGAGACCUACGGCACCACGCUGGACCUCAACGCCCUGGGCUACGGACACAACGCCCCCCCACCGCCGCCCGCCAGGGGGCCGGCCAAAGGUGUGGGAGGCAACAAGCUCGUCUCCGUGGAGACAGCGGGGAGGCAGCGGUCCUCCUCAGACCCGCCCUUGGUCCACCCCCAGGACAGGAGCAGUAUGGUGUAUGAGCCCCCUCCUCCCCCUCUCCCAGGGACCAGGAGGACCAGCAUCGACGCCAAGUCCAUCAGGAACACCCCCCUGCCUCCCCUUCCUACCCUCCCUCCCCUCCCUCCCCACCCGCCGCCCCCUCCCCCCCACAGACCCGGCAUCCGGCCCCCACCCGUACCCGGCCACCAGACUACCAGCGGCCGGUCCCAGACAGAGCCCGCCUCCCCCAAGGCCCUCACCAGAAAGACUGUUUCACCCCCACGUAGACCCCCGCUCAGGGCUGGGUCGAUAGCCAGAGAAGGCCAGCCCAUGUCCCCUCAGGGUUCGAAUCCACCGGCACCCAAACCCCGGAGCACCCUCCCUAAACAGAAGCAGAAGAGGGUGAAGGCUAUCUACAACUGCGUGGCCGACAACCCAGACGAGCUGACCUUCGAUGAGGGAGAGGUUAUUGUCGUAGAACGGGAGGAGGACGCCGAGUGGUGGGUUGGACACAUCGAAGCAGAUCCAGGCCGUCAAGGGGUGUUUCCACUGACGUUCGUCCACUUCAUCACAGACUAAUCCACUCCACCACGUGCUCAAUGGGACCUUCCUUUUUUUUAACCCACCAUGUUGUAUAUUUUCUUGUUAGCACAUUGUUAUUUUGUUUUUUUCAAUAAAAGCCAUAUGUAAAGCUUUACUCUUGAUGGUAGAUGUUUCCGAAGAUGUUCAUACCAAGUCGUCUCCUACAUUUCUUUGCAUUAUCUGUUUAACUGUAACAAUGUUAAUGCUGUACAGAGGGUACGACAAAAGCCACCUUCAUGGGUGAGAGAAACGUCAUGUUUUGGAUGUUAUUGCUGCAAAAAUAAAUAAACCAAAAUCAAAACAGCAUAAC
Gadus morhua (Atlantic cod) is the source of this 3996-nucleotide messenger RNA. It is a transcript of the gene asap2b, whose product is annotated as ArfGAP with SH3 domain, ankyrin repeat and PH domain 2b. NCBI's taxonomy places the organism in Eukaryota, Metazoa, Chordata, Actinopteri, Gadiformes, Gadidae. Gene Ontology annotation, cellular component: cytoplasm. The record is from RefSeq and is a predicted model, not a curated record. The transcript is spliced from 28 exons. Bases 744 to 3683 code for a protein of 979 amino acids. Gene Ontology annotation, biological process: positive regulation of GTPase activity. Gene Ontology annotation, molecular function: GTPase activator activity; protein binding.